Molecule: messenger RNA, 4528 nt
Organism: Daucus carota subsp. sativus
Lineage: Eukaryota; Viridiplantae; Streptophyta; Magnoliopsida; Apiales; Apiaceae
Product: MAP3K epsilon protein kinase 1-like
Exons: 26
Coding region: 379-4371 (1330 amino acids)
Biological process (GO): protein phosphorylation
Molecular function (GO): ATP binding; protein kinase activity
Source: RefSeq, a predicted model, not a curated record
AACAGUAACGUAAACAUACCUAAAUCAAAAACAUGCAUAAUAAUACGGCUAAACUCGCGUCUCCACUUUAUUAGCGCCUGGCUCUGUGACUCUCCGUUUCCAACUUACGGUACCAUGAGUCAUCAUCACCAUCGAAACAAGAAGAAAAUGUUCUCCUAUUUUGCUAUUAUCAGUGGUUCUGCUCCUACAACUACAACUACUUGUAGUGCUAAUCCUUUUAAUAUUAAUAUCCAGCCCAGGUAGAAAUUAAAAAUCAUGGCGGAUUUUUAGUCCAGCCCAUGUAGAAAUUGAAAACCCUGGGUCCGCCCUGCCUACUGUCAGAUGACUUUACGCCGCCUUGAAAUAAAAUAAUCUUUCUAAGAUUUCAAGUCGCACGAGAUGUCUCGCCAGUGUACUACCUCCGCGGUUCCAAAAUCCAAGACUCUUGACAACAAAUAUAUGCUCGGUGAUGAAAUUGGAAAAGGAGCUUAUGGUCGAGUUUAUAAGGGUUUGGAUUUGGAAAACGGAGAUUUCGUUGCAAUAAAACAAGUUUCUCUAGAAAAUAUAGCUCAGGAGGAUCUAAACAUUAUCAUGCAAGAAAUCGACCUGCUGAAGAAUUUGAGGCACAAAAACAUUGUGAAAUAUCUAGGAUCUUCAAAGACAAAGAGCCAUCUCCAUAUAAUCCUUGAGUAUGUGGAGAACGGUUCACUUGCAAACAUUAUUAAGCCUACUAAGUUUGGACCAUUUCCAGAAUCUCUGGUCGCUGUGUACAUAGCUCAGGUUUUGGAAGGAUUAGUUUAUCUGCACGAGCAAGGUGUGAUUCAUCGUGAUAUUAAGGGCGCUAAUAUAUUGUUAACUAAAGAGGGUCUUGUGAAAUUAGCAGAUUUUGGAGUGGCGACGAAAUUGACAGAGGCAGAUGCUAGCACGACAGAUGCACAUUGUGUUGUCGGAACACCUUAUUGGAUGGCCCCUGAGGUGAUUGAAAUGUCUGGAGUUUGUGCUGCAUCUGACAUAUGGAGUGUGGGUUGCACUGUCAUUGAGCUUCUUACAUGUGUACCUCCAUAUUAUGAACUUCAGCCGAUGCCAGCUCUCUUUAGGAUUGUGCAGGAUGAGCGUCCUCCGAUACCAGAUAGUCUUUCUCCAGCAAUGACGGAUUUUCUGUGUCAGUGUUUUAAAAAGGAUGCUAGGCAGAGGGCUGAUGCCAGGACACUGCUCUCACACCCUUGGAUACAAAACUCAAGACGUGUUUUACAGUCUUCACUUCGGCAUAGUGGAACAUUGAGAAAUGAGGAAAAUGGUUCUAUCAAUACUGGGACAACAAAUGAAGAUGAUCAGAGAAAUGAUGAAGACACUAGCACCCUAAAAGCUAAAGAUAACCAAACAGAUUUGUUAUCUCAAGAAGCUAAUGCCGAAAUUGACAAUUCUAGUGAAGAUAACAAUGCCAAACAUGAUCCUGCUGAAAAAAGUGUUGCUGGCUCUGGAGAUGAUAUUUUGUCUGAUCAAGUGCCUACCUUGACACUCCAAGAGAAGUUACCUGUAAAAUCUAGUUCUAAUUCUGAAGCGGCCAUGUCACCAGAGCUUCAUGAGCCAUCUCAGUCACGUAACCAGGAGAACAUGCCAAUUAAUGGUGAGUUGGGAUCACCUAAUCCUAGGAAGAAAAAUAUUGUUACCAGGAAAGCUGAAGUGAGAAGUUCUCAAGUUGAGAAUGGGUCUUCAACUUCUGCACCAAAGAGCCAAGAUUACAAUCCUAAAAAGGUACCUAAGGCAUUAAUAACCUCUGGAGGUAAUGAGCUGAGCAAAUUUAGUGAUACUCCUGGUGAUGCUUCUUUGGAAGACUUAUUCCGGCCAUUGGAUAAAACUCUGGAGGAUCAUGCAGCUGAAGCCUCAACAUUUGCAUCCUCUUCUAAAGUAGAUCAAGGCAAUGCCUUAUCUGUAGAUGAAGGGAGAAAUGUACUGGCAACAAAGUUGAGGGCAGCAAUUGCAAAAAAGCGAAUGGAACAUGAGUCGGGGCGAACAAGUGGUGGUGACUUGCUCCGUAUAAUGAUGGGUGUUUUGAAGGAAGAUGCUACUAAUACUGAUGGUUUGGUAAGAUUGGGCUUUGAUGAUCAAAUGCCGGCAGAUAAUCUUUUUCACCUACAGGCUGUAGAAUUUAGCAAAUUGGUAUCAUCAUUGAGGCCCGAUGAACCUGAAGAUGUGGUUGUAUCUGCUUGCCAGAAGUUAAAUACUUUUUUCGACCAACGCCCUGACCAAAAAUAUGUAUUCAUUACUCAGCAUGGUUUACUCCCUUUGAUGGAGUUGCUUGAAGUUCCCAGACCUGGUGUUAUGUUUGCGGUGCUUCAAGUUCUAAAUCAGAUAAUCAAAGAUAACACUGAUCAUCUGGAAAAUGCAUGUCUUGUUGGGUUUGUUCCAGUUGUAAUGAGCUUUGCUGAACCAGAUCAUCCUCGUGAGAUUCGAAUGGAAGCAGCUUAUUUCUUGCAGCAGUUGUGUCAUUCAAGUUCCUUGAACAUGCACAUGUUUAUUGCUUGCCGCGGAAUUCCGGUUCUUGUGGGUUUUCUUGAAGCUGAUUAUGCAAAAUACAGGGAAAUGGUUCAUCUUGCAAUUGAUGGAAUUUGGAAGGUGCUUAAACUUCAGCGGUCCCCUAGGAAUGAUUUUUGUCGUAUAGCGGCAAAGAACGGGAUACUGCCUAGGCUCACAAACACUCUAUAUAGCUUAAACGAGGCAACUCGGUUGGCUUUGGUAUCUAGCGGAGGUGAGAUUGCACUUGAUGGCAUAACUUUAUGGCCGCGGUCUAAUCAGUUGGAUCCAGGAAAUCCUACUUUUGUUCAAAAUGUGGCACAAGCUUAUGGAGACCAUCCUGAUUAUCUCAAGGUUAAGCAUGGAGUAGUUGAUGAUCCAUUGUCAUCUGGUACUCAUGACUCUUCACGAGCCUCAGAUUCUCGUUCUUCCGACUCCAGAUCUUUUCCUCUGGAUAGUGAUAGACCUCAGUCAAGUACAGCCUCUAUGGAUGGUCCCAUCACUACAAAAUUACAUGAGUUAAGCUCUUUUAACAAACUUGCACAUAGAACUUCAACAGACAGGACCCCAACAUCGACUGAUGGUGAAUCAAAUGGGCACUUUGUCACACAACCUCAGCAAGAUAAUGUUCGACUAUCUAAUGAGAAAAAAACAAACAGUCUUGAUUUGAUAGGUGACUUUGCAGAAGUUACAGGACAUGGAAGAGAACAUGCAAACCUUGAAUCUACUGUCAAAAGUCCACCAAAGAUUGCAGAUGAGGGAACCGCUGCUUCUACAUCUGAACUUGCUUCCCAGACAAUUUCUGGUGUCCUAUCAGGUUCUGGGGUUCUUAAUGCCAGACCAGGGAGUGCAAGUUCAUCUGGAUUACUUUCGCAGCCACCUUGGAGUGCUGAUGUUACUUGGGAAUAUGUAGAGAAGGUAGCAGACCUGCUACUUGAGUUUGCUGGAUCUGACACAGCUGUGAAGUCUUACAUGUGUAGUCAAAGCUUGCUCACUCGUCUUUUUCUGAUUUUCAAUAAGAUAGAACCUGCUAUUCUUUUAAAGUUAUUGAAGUGCGUUAAUCACCUUUCGACUGACCCACACUGCUUGGAGAAUCUUCAGCGAGCAGAUGCAAUCAGAUAUCUAAUUCCAAACCUUGAAUUCAAAGAAGGUCCUCUCGUGUCUCAGAUUCACCAUGAGGUACUCAAUGCUUUAUUCAAUCUCUGCAAGAUAAACAAGAGGAGGCAAGAACAAGCAGCAGAAAAUGGGGUCAUCCCACACCUGAUGUAUUUUAUCAUGUCAGCGUCUCCGUUAAAGCAAUAUGCAUUGCCACUACUCUGUGAUAUGGCCCAUGCAUCACGUAACGCAAGGGAGCAGUUAAUAUCUCAUGGGGGUUUAGAUGUGUACCUAAGCCUACUUGAUGAUGAACUUUGGUCUGUCACAGCAUUAGACUCUAUUGCCAUAUGUCUGGCUCAUGACAAUGACAAUAAGAGAGUGGAGCAAUCUUUAUUGAAAAAAGAGGCUGUUCAGAAACUGGUUAACUUUUUCCGGGGUUGUCCAGAACAACAUUUUCUGCAUAUAUUAGAGCCAUUCUUAAAAAUCAUCACGAAAUCUUCCCGAAUAAAUACAACUCUGGCUGUCAAUGGCUUGACACCGUUACUUAUUUUAAGGCUUGAACACCAGGAUGCUAUUACUCGACUCAAUCUGCUCAAACUUAUUAAGGCUGUGUAUGAGCACCAUCCACGUCCGAAGCAAAUGAUUGUGGAGAAUGACUUGCCUCAAAAGCUUCAGAACUUGAUCGAGGAACGUCGAGAUGGCCAGAGUUCUGGUGGCCAAGUUUUGGUGAAGCAGAUGGCAACCUCACUGCUGAAAGCACUCCAUAUAAACACUGUUUUGUAAUUGGUUUGUCAUCCUAUAGUAGCUAUACUCAGUUCUCGGUUGUAGUUCAUUUUAUCCGUAUUUUUGCAAAUUUCUUGUUUUCGAGAUUCAGGUUUCUUUCUUCAUGUAAAGAUUCAUAAAGACUUCAAAAAAAUUAUGACUUCAUCUUUCUAAUUCA